AAUCUGUCCCGUAACGCUCUUCCUAUCGACGAUUCGCACUCGGGUCUGCCCAUACCACCGUCGUGCGUGCCGCUCUUAGAAAUCGCCUCGUCGAAAACAAGCAGGAGCUGCUGCGCGAGCAGGAGCAGCCGAGACGAGCGCCGCUGCAUUCGGCCGCCGCAUCGCAUUGCCAGUCAGCUGCUGCCCUCUAAAGCGAGUUGUGCUGUGGUAGGUGAGCGCAAGCGUUAUUCUGGUCGGAGCGGCGACAACGGUCGCAAAAGGUUGUCUUUUACCGCCCCUCACAGAGGGCCUCUGUGCGCAGCAAAUAUUUAACUCUAGCGUAGUUGCUGUCUUACAAUGUAUACGAGGCUACUGGAAGAGGGUAAGGGACGGUAAGACUGUUCAACGGACUAACUACCCUUUACACUAGCUGCCCCCUCACUAGACAGGGGUUAAUCAGACUUGAACGUGUAGAGAACUUCGUUUACAGCCUACCAUUGAUUCGCUGUAUUGAUGUUGGCCACCAGCGGACAGUUUCAACUGGCUUGACUGCCAGCGCCAGCGCCGGCGCUAGCGCUAGUGCAGGCUGCUUUGGUAUAGAUGUCUAAUGGCAGCAGCCAUCGCAGUGCAAGAAGGAGGAGGGUCGCGAACAUGAAACAGACCCAGACAUGCUCAGGCCCAGACGGGAGAAUCGUCGCUGUGCUUUUGCUUCGAGCUAGCUAAAGGAAGCAGGGCGAACGAAAUGGCAGGCCGACUAGUGAGUCACCAGUGAGAGCAGCGAAGCACAGUUUAGCUGCAAGAAGAAGAGGCGUCGACAGGCACCAAGUGGCGCUGCUGCUGCUAUUGUCGUUACUAUUACUAUUUGUCGCUAUAAUAGUGGCUAUUCUGUUUGUUCGAAAGAGGCCACCAACCAUCUAGACUAGUUUGCGCCAAAUUUCAAUCGUGCAGGACUGGAAUAAAGCUCAUGCCUGUUCUGUUAUGAGUGAACCUUGAUUUCUGCUUCGGGAAAACACGAUAGAAUUUAAAAAGGUGUGCAGCAGCUCCGGCUGCGGUUGUAUCACACGAGAAAACCAAUAAAGCCGUACCGAACGCAGGUGAUAGUGAAGACUGUAUCACAAUCAGGUGGUCCGACGAAGUGCACUCAGUAUGGGGCAGGAAGCCGACGACAGCAAAACCGUAAUUACCAUGUAUGUUAGCGGAAUCAGUGCCAGUAAAGAGCUUUCGACCUUCUAUGUGAAGCCAUAUGAAAAUGAUCUUGGUCGGUAAAAAUGUUGGAUCUUUUAAGAGCCGCUCGCAAAUUGAAUCGUCGAUUGAAUUAUGUCUUUGACAUACGUUGACUACCUCGUGAAAAAACGUCAGCAGCGUGCAGCCAUGAUUCUCACAUCGAUACGAGUAAAGUUCGAGGAGGUGGAUAUCACGGAGCCAGGCAGGGAAGAAGAACGUGAACUCAUGAAGAAAAACUGCAAGAACGAAGAGGGUCAAACACUUCCCCCGCCGCACUUUUUCAACGGAGGAGAGUAUUGUGGGAGCUUCGAAGAUUUCCACGCCGCGACAGAAUCGGAUCGAUUGCCCUGGUUUCUCAAGCUUGAUCCUGCUGAAUUCGAGUUCCUGUACGAGAAAAGUCGUUCGGCAUCAGUUGAGAAAGGUGAGGGAGAAUCUAAUGAGGUCAAUGGGAAACAACAGGGGGUCGAUGCUAAAAGGGUGUCGAAGAAACUCGUAGGCGAGGAUGGAGUUGACGUGUUGGAAACGGUCGUAGAGAAAAAUGAACUAAUUGGAAUAACCGAGGAGGUAACAGUGCAGAAUGAAGAUGGUACGAUAGAAAUCCGCAAGAACGUUUUAGAGGGUCGGGAUAACGAGGCGGAAGACGAAGGUGAAGGCGAAGGCGAAAUUGUGCAUACUGAGGAAAUUGUCACAGAGCAGCCAAAUGGUAGCUAUGAAGUUAUACGUAGAACACGACGAAAAAUUGUUAAGCAGGGUGCACCCCCACCUGAACUAGUUGAAGGCGCUGAGGAAGUUGACGAACAAGCUGAAGACGAGUGAGGCUUUAAGGUUUAAAAUUCCUUAUACACUUAUAGGCAUAAGGCAAUUAAUAGCGACCGGAAAUAGAUGCGGGUUUAUCAUUAAUAUUAUCUAUGAAUUGUUAUACGAGCUAAUUGUUUUUUCUUUUAAACUUUUGUAACUUGUUUCACGUAUCUAUGAUGUAUAUGGCCAUAAAAGAAUUCAGGGGGUAAGCUCUUUUUUACUAUAGCGCGGCCAUAUAUGUACUUGGACGAGACGACGGCCGUGUGCCUUUUAUUCAACUUAGUGACCAUAUUACUCUAACGAGAACGUCAUAAACUACAGUUCAGUCAGGUAAUUGUGCUUGCUGUUCGAUGAUACCUGUUUAGUGAGACCUGAGGUCAUGUUUUCAAUUGCUACCAAACAUAUUCUAAUGUAUUCUGCUAUUUGUUUACAAAUUAUACGUUUUAAUCAUAGCGAUCUGAUUUUUAGAAACGAACAGUUUAGUAACAGGGUGAUCUGCGAUGGCCGCUCAUCAGUUCCGCUAUCGCUGAUCUGUACGAAAUGGAUAAGAAGCUAUAGUUUUCCUUCUCUAAUCAUUUCGAAGCGUCUGGUUGAAUAUAUAGCUUGCAUGAGUGUGCAGUGUCGGCUUCUGUACCACACCCUAUUAUCCGCCUAUGGCACCUACAAUUAACCUAACAGCUACACCUACCGUUGUGUACUAAUGCCCAACGCAUAACAAAAGCAACAAGUAUCCCCUAAAAAAGCGGUCGUACGGACAAUGACUAUUAUAUCGUAAUCGAUACAGACACACACAAAAGAAAAAACAUCUCUGUGGUGGCUCAACGACGAUGUAGAUGUCGCUUUAGUUGGUAUUUAUUUUCGAAAAGCAGAAUCCGCUAAAACGGUUGGUCAAAAUUAACAAAUUUAAAAAAGCGAAUCCUAUUAGAACAGUUUUAUCUUGUGAAAGGUCGAAGCUCGUGCGACGUCAGCCAUAUCGAUACGAGACCUACCUCUGUUUAGUACAUUAAACUUUUGUUAAAAGUAAUUUUUACCACCUAAUGGAUUUGACCUGCUUGAAAUGGCAACCGUUCAUGCUCACCGGUAUAUCCUUUCUCCUCCCUAAGGCGCAGGGACCUUCACUUCAUGCAAUUUAGAGUUUCGUUCGAUGAAGCGAUCUUGACAGCUGUUAUUAAUUACGAUAACACAGCCUUGUUGUUCAGUGAUAGAGCUGAUACAUUUUACAAGGUCUAUCUAUUACUACCCUAUCCGAGUUGUUUAACAUAGUCGCAUAGGGAAGAUAAUUUUUUAGAGGUAGAUGACAACGCUGUGUCUAGUAUGCUCACAAAUAAUUGUGAUUUUACUCUAUGUGACUGUGCGUAUCUAAAGUAAAAAUCAUCCUAUAAUCUGGACUAGCUAACACAGAUUCGUUUCCGACGUAGGCCCUGUCUUACAUUUACCAGCUAUAUAAUCAUUACGAUACAUAUACAUGCUAAUGUACCAACUGUCAGUUCAAUCUUUCAGCGACGCCAGUCAGUCUAUCGGAUCAGGCGCACGACGUAGAGGGAUCUAAGUUGCCAUCGAUAGAAAUUUACCCGUAACUAAAAAAGAA
Messenger RNA from Varroa destructor (honeybee mite), 3589 nucleotides. Its product is annotated as SH3 domain-binding glutamic acid-rich protein homolog. The record is from RefSeq and is a predicted model, not a curated record. Gene Ontology annotation, cellular component: cytoplasm. NCBI's taxonomy places the organism in Eukaryota, Metazoa, Arthropoda, Arachnida, Mesostigmata, Varroidae.